UCGCUUUCUGAUUUGCUCUCCUCCCUUUAUAUAUAUGCAUCGAUGUUAUAUAUAUCCGUUCCCCAUUUCCCCAUACAUAUCUCUACAUACAUCUUUAACCGCGUUUGGCGUGGAGACGGAUCACAGGGAAAACCGCCCAGAUCCAGCCAUCUGCAAGUGCAGGGGGUACGAGCAAACCCAAGGGGUCAAGACCCGGCACACCACACCACCACGCUGUACAGUACAUUUCUCUGAGCACAUGAAGUCAUCCAGCCUCACACUCUGCAAUCCCCCCUCGAGCUCUCUCCACGACUAUGCGACAGCAUCGAUAGCCCUCCUGCUUGCACCGCCCUUCCUCUCCAUCUCGUCUCGCAAAUGGCAGACUCCUCCGACCUGCCUGUGCUGACGAUCCUGCUCCUGCUGACCGCCUGUCUGGUGUCGCUCUUCGUCCUCGGCCAGAUCGCCUCCACGUACACGACAGCGUACCUCGCGGCCCCCAGCGAGAUCACGACCUUCAUCGACGCGGUCGACUUCUCCAUCCAGGAGAACGAGUCCUACGACCGCGAUGUCGCCAAGGUCGCGCGGCUCGAGGACAAGCUGCGUAUGGGCCGCCUGCUCAGGGAGAUCCAGAAGUGCGGCGACGACCUGAGAGAGGAUCUCAAUGGGCUCCUGAUUGAUGAGGGCGGCACAAGACUCCGCUCCAGCACGAGGCUGUUGUGGGCAGCCAAGAGGAAGCGCCUGGAGGAGAGGAUGCGAAGGCUGGACCUACUACGAAUGCGCUUCUUGGUUGUCUACAUGGGCCUGAUUGCCGCAAAGGGCACGACAGAACACGCGCCAGCGCGGGAUCCAGAGAAGAACGACGCGCCCAAGACGCAAUUGCGCCCGAGCCUGCCUCACGCCUUGACCGAGGGCAUCACGAGAAAGCCCCCCCUUCGUCGCCUCGCGACCCAGGCCAUGGGCCAUAACGACCAGGUGGGAGGCAUCCAGAAGUUGGGCUGGGCAGGAGUCGUUGCGGAGUUGCAGAAUUCGCCCCUGAUGCACAAGAGACAUGCCUCGAUCGAGACAUCUAUGGCCAACCCUCGCACCGCCUGAGUCAGCCCUGCCCCUAUCCAUGCCGUCCCUCAGGAGCAAAAGGCUCCAAGACCAAUCUCCCGACUCAUGUCCAGCCUCAACACUAUGCUCUUGGCUGCUGAAGAACCCAGACACCACCCCUCUCUCUAAUCAUUCGUCACGAAUUCCCUACUUCAUGUUUAUUUGACGAACGAACGGCCUUCACGACACGACUCCAUGCCCGUUACGCCCCUCACGCCCGCACCCCACCAUUUUCCCCAAACCGACCCGCCCCUCCCAUCUGCCCCAGCUCCGGUCCAGAUGAGAAGAGAAAGACGAUGAUCGCUAUUGCAGCAUGUAUGCGAUAUGGGAGUUCUCUGCUGGUUGUUUCUUCCAAGACGUUUGGACUUUUAUUUAUUUCUUUGAAUUUUCAAGAUACCCCCCCUUUUGUUCGCGUACAUACUUCUUUUUCCCUCCUUUUUUUGAUC
This is a messenger RNA of Amorphotheca resinae ATCC 22711, 1517 nucleotides long. RefSeq lists its product as hypothetical. The transcript has a single exon. The record is from RefSeq and is a predicted model, not a curated record. Lineage: Eukaryota; Fungi; Ascomycota; Leotiomycetes; Helotiales; Amorphothecaceae. The coding region runs from base 355 to 1071 and encodes 238 amino acids.